This is a messenger RNA of Klebsormidium nitens, 5444 nucleotides long. The record is from the annotation of a GenBank genome assembly. Lineage: Eukaryota; Viridiplantae; Streptophyta; Klebsormidiophyceae; Klebsormidiales; Klebsormidiaceae.
AGCUGCAACAGCAACUUAGUAUUGCUUGCAGUGUAAGUACCGUACAGUCAACAUGCAACUUUCAGAGCUCCCUUGAUUGACUGGUUUAACCGUGAAUGCAAUUGGCCCAGGAAUGACUGUGUAUAAUACAGUACAUAUGUAGCAACACAAGGAAUACAACCAAAAAGAGGACUUGCACCUAGCUACUCUCUAGGGGCUCUCUAGCCCGGACUUGUUAUCACAGCUUAGAGCUCAAAAUUGCCAUCUAAGCAUUUUGGCAGCUUGAUGGAGGUGACAGACGGGGCUCCUCCAGUCUUAAGAGAGGGGGUCAUGGCGUUCGAUGCUGAAGGCCAUGGGCGCUUGCCUGAGCUGCAGGGAACAGUGGACUUGGAAGCAGGCGGCCGUAGCCUGACUGAGCUGAGGCGGGAGAAGCUGGAGCAGCUGCCGUCCCAGCUCCGCGCAGAGAGUGCACUCUUGCCUGACGAGCUGGUGGGGCCCGACAAGGAGGUGACCUUUGCUAUCCAGAACCUGACCAGGAAGGAGAGGGAGCAAAUUGUGAAAAGGGCACUGGCGACCACAGACCAAGACAAUGGCGUGUAUUAUCAAAAGUACAGGUCCAGACUAGACAGAGUUGAGCUUGCACAGCCUUCGGUGGAGAUCCGCUUUGAUGACCUCACCAUCGAGGCAGGCGUGUACGUGGGGGGUCGUGCGCUUCCCAACCUGCUCAAUGCGAGCAGGAACGCCAUGGAGUCUCUUCUCAGGGUGCUGCACCUGACGAGGGACAACCGCAGGAGGUUUCAGAUCCUUCGAAAAGUUUCAGGCGUCCUGAAGCCAGGCCGCCUGACUCUCCUUCUGGGGCCUCCUGGUUGCGGGAAGAGCUCAUUGCUCCUUGCGCUUGCUAACCGUCUGGACUCUAACCUGAAAGUAACAGGAAGUAUCACCUACAACGGGCAUACCGCAAAGGAGUUUUCCCCAAAGCGCACAGUCACGUAUGUGCCCCAAGUGGACUUGCAUAUUGGGGAGCUGACGGUGCGUGAAACGCUGGACUUUGGGGCAAGGUGUCUGAGAGCAGGGACAAACAAAGAUCUUGUCCGGGAGCUUGGUAGGCGCGAAGUGGCGGACGCCAUUGUGCCCGACCCCGACAUCGAUGCGUUCAUGAAGGCGUCCGCUCUGGAGGGCCAAAAGGAGAACCUUGUGACUGAUUACGUCAUGAAGAUCCUGGGGCUGGAUAUUUGCGCAGACACGCUGGUUGGGAACCAGCUGAUCAGGGGAGUGUCGGGAGGGCAGAGGAAACGUGUCACUACCGGCGAGCUUCUUGUCGGCUCGAAGAAAGUGCUGUUGCUGGAUGAGAUUUCGACGGGGCUUGACAGCUCGACCACAUUCCAGAUAGUCAACUGCCUUCAAAACAUCUGCCACUAUACAAAGUCUACGGUGUUCACGUCACUACUCCAGCCCGCCCCCGAGACCUUCGAGCUAUUUGAUGACGUGGUGCUGCUGUCGGAGGGCCACGUCAUCUACCAGGGUCCACGCGAGCGCAUCCUCGACUUCUUCGAGAUGCAGGGGUUCCGGUGCCCCAAGAGGAAGGGCGUCGCAGACUUUCUUCAGGAGGUCACGUCUCGCAAAGACCAGGAGCAAUACUGGGCACGUGACACCCCGUACACAUACGUGCCCGUGUCCUCCUUUGCGGAUGCUUUCGACGACUUCGAGGUUGGCCGGCUCAUCCGCAAGGAGCUAUCUCAGCCGUUCGAUAAGGCGCGCUCGCUGCCCGGGGCCCUUGUCCCGAGCAAGGCAGGUCGCGACUUCGAGUGGGGAAUCUUCAGGGCGUGCUUAGACCGGGAGUGGACUCUCAUGAAGCGGAACAGCUUCCUGUACAUCGUCAAGACGGUCCAGUGUGCGCUUUUGGCGAUCAUAAGUGCGACCGUUUUCCUUCGCACGACGCUCAAUUCGGACAGCAUCGCGGACGGCUCGCUGUACCUGAGCAUGAUCUUCUUCUCCCUGGUCUACAUCAUGUUCAACAGCUACGCAGAAAUAUCACUAACGGUGCACCGGCUGCCCAUCUUUUUCAAGCAGCGCGAGGACCAGUUCUACCCAGCGUGGGCCUUCAACCUGCCGUCAAUCAUCACACGGCUGCCCUACACCCUGGUCGAGGUUCUCAUCUGGACCGCCCUCACGUAUUACAUCGUCGGCCUUGCGCCAGAUGCUGGCAGGUUCUUCACUUACUUUUUGAUCCUGCUCGCUCUGCACCAAAUGGGUGUGGCUCUCUUCCGGCUCGUGGGCGUGCUCGCGCGCACCAUGACCAUGGCCAACACCGCCGGUUCCUUUGCGCUUAUGUGCAUCUUCCUGCUUGGAGGCUUCGUCAUCGCCAAGCCGCAAAUCCACCCGUGGUGGAUCUGGGGGUUCUGGAUCAGCCCGCUCAGCUACGUGCAACAGGGCAUGGCCAUCAACGAGUUCAGCGCGCCCCGCUGGCAAAAGCUCGCGCCCGGCAGCAACGAGACCAUCGGCGCCUCUGUGCUCACGGCACGUGGCCUUUUCCACGAGCACUGGUGGGUGUGGGUCAGCGUGGGGGUCAUGGUCGGAUACGCUAUCCUCUUCAACGUGCUCAUCAACCUCGCGCUGGACUACUUCCCACCUAUUGGCACAGCUCAGGCCAUCAUCUCGGAGGACGUGUUGGAUGAGAAGGAGAAGGCACGUGUUGGGCACGUGACCGACGCCCUCAACGUUAGCGUCCUCAUUCCCGUCGUGGAGGCAGCGAGCGGCGCUGACGAGCGUGCAGGCACUCCGGUUGCCAAGGAGAAUACUGGAGUACACCGGAGAGCUAUCAUUGUACCCGAGACUCAAAUUGAGCUCGCGCAGUCACGCACCCCCGGCAGUCGGCGGUCACGCACCCCCGGCAGCAGUCGGCGCGCCUCCGUCACUCCCUCCGGCUUGGGGCAGCCCUCUCCCUCUGGGCUCGCGCAGUAUUAUGAGAAAGUGGGCGGGGCAAAACGCGGCAUGGUGUUGCCCUUCGAGCCGCUUUCGAUGGUCUUCCACGACGUGUGGUACUCAGUGGACGUUCCCAAGGGCCUGGCGAAAGAGGGCGAGGAAGGCAACAAGCUGCAGAUUUUGAAAGGCUGCAGCGGGGCGUUCCGGCCUGGUGUGCUCACAGCGCUCGUUGGGGUGUCUGGCGCGGGGAAGACCACGCUCAUGGACGUGUUGGCAGGAAGGAAGACGACCGGGUACGUCGAGGGUGACGUCUUCGUGGGCGGAUUCCCAAAGGAGCAGGACUCGUUUGCACGCGUGUCGGGUUACGUGGAACAGUUUGACAUCCACAGCCCGUCAACGACUGUUUUUGAGGCACUUACCUUCUCUGCCUGGCUAAGGCUCUCGGAGACCGUCGAUCCGCAGACGCGCAAGGAGUUUGUGGAGGAGGUUAUGGAGUUGGUCGAGCUAAUCCCCCUCCGCAACGCCCUCGUCGGCUCCCCCGGCGUAAGCGGCCUGCCCGUCGAAGCCCGCAAGCGCCUAACCAUCGCCGUCGAGUUAGUCGCUAACCCGAGCAUCAUCUUCAUGGACGAGCCCACGUCCGGAUUGGACGCACGUGCCGCUGCCAUUGUGAUGCGGACGGUCCGCAACACGGUGGACACGGGUCGGACCGUCGUGUGUACGAUCCACCAGCCGAGCAUCGAUAUCUUUGAGGCCUUCGACGAGCUGCUGCUCAUGAAAAGAGGGGGCCACGUCAUCUACGCCGGCCCGCUUGGGACCAAGUCCAAGUUCCUCGUCGAGCACUUCUCGGCCGUGAGGGGCGUGCCGCAGAUCCGCGACGGCCACAACCCGUCCACGUGGAUGCUCGAGGUGACGACACCUGGCAUGGAGGAGAAGCUGGGGGUCGAUUUUGCCGAGUACUACAAGAGCAGCACGCUUUUCAAGCGCAACGAGGACCUGAUUGCCAAACUGAGCAAGCCCAUGGAGGGCGCGUCAAAACUGCGCUUCGACAGCAAGUACUCGCGCAGCUUCGGGGUGCAGUUCACCGCGUGCUUCUGGAAGAACAGCCGCACCUACUGGCAGACGCCCGAGUACACCGGCGUGCGCUACUUCUUCUCCGCGGGCGUCGCGCUCAUUUUUGGCAGCAUCUUCUGGGACUUGGGGCAGAUAAGGAACACCCAGCAGAAUGUGUUCAACGUGAUGGGCGCCAUCUAUGCCUCGGUGCUCUUCCUCGGAACGUCUAACGCGUCCUCGGUUCAGCCCGUCUUCUCCAAGGAACGUGCCGUCUCGUAUCGGGAACGGGGGGCCGGGAUGUAUUCCCCGACCGCGUGGGUGCUCGCGCUGUGCGCCAUCGAGGUCCCUUACGUCCUGGUGCAAACGGUGCUCUACAGCUGCAUCACUUACUCCAUGAUCAACUUCGAAUGGACCGCCAUCAAGUUUUUCGAGUACAUGGCCGUGAUGUUCCUGACCUUCCUCAUCUUCACUUACUACGGCAUCAUGGUGGUCGCCGCCACCCCCGGACUGGCGCUCGCCUCCAUCAUCAGCUCGUUCUUCUACAGCUUCUGGAACCUCUUUGCGGGCUUCCUCAUCCCACUGCCGCGGAUUCCUGGAUGGUGGGUUUGGUACUACUACAUCAACCCCAUCUCUUGGACGCUGUACGGCCUCAUCGCGUCGCAAUUGGGCGACGUAAACGACGAGUACAUCUUGGAGACCAACGGCGCCAAAGAUAAGACGGUGUCGGAGUUUGUGCGCUCGCAUCUUGGUUUUAAGCACGAGUACGUCCCUGUCGCACUUGCGUGCUUGCUGGGGUUCGUUAUUAUUUUCUUCUUGCUAGCGGUCAUGGCAGUGCGCUUCCUCAACUAUCAGAAGCGAUAGGAACGAGAAGUCCGUCAGGUGUGGAGGGGAGAGCGUAUUUAUAGGGGUAGCUUUUAGACGCCCAUCGUCCGCACACCUUGAUCAUUAGAGGCACGUCGUCCGCAACGGUGUUCAUUGAGAAACCCGUCGUCCGCCAAAGGUAGUUUUCUACAAACACGUCGUCCGCAGAAUGUAGCUAUUGACAAACCCGUCGUCCGCGAAAGAUAGUUUUUGACAAACCCGUCGUCCGCAAAAGGUAGUUAGCGAGAAACCCGUCGUUUGCAGAGUUGAUUAUUGAGAAGCGGUCGUCCGCAGAGGUAGUCACGGUAUAGAAGCCCGCCGCCCACAAACUCUUGACACCGCUGGACCAUCACUUAGAGCAUCAGUGAAGCGCUUCGUGAUGAAGCCGCCCUGGCACCCGCGAUUAGUGCGUAGCAAUUGAACAAACCUUUUCGAGAGAAGAAUGUACAGGUGGUUAAGACAUUAUUAGAGGGAACUACCAUUUAAUCAUCAAACUUGAUCAACCGCUACACUUAGACACCGCUUCGCGAGCAUCAAGAGCGCUUCGAAAUGAAGACGCUCAUUCGCAGAUCGCAUUUGAGACAAAGCAACAAAAAGUAUUAUCUGAUGAUCUGAUUGAUUUUUAGGACAAG